Notechis scutatus (mainland tiger snake) is the source of this 2676-nucleotide messenger RNA. Lineage: Eukaryota; Metazoa; Chordata; Lepidosauria; Squamata; Elapidae. The record is from RefSeq and is a predicted model, not a curated record.
UAGACACCAGGAGACUGUGAAUUCUUGCCUGCCUUAGUCAUGAAAGCCAGCUGAGUGACUUUGGACCACUCACUCUCUCUCAUUCCAAUUCACUAAGAAGUUUGUUGCUGGAGAGAAAUUAGGAGGAAAAACAAGUAUUAGCUGAAGAUGGAGCCUCCUGAGAUUACCAUAAUUGAAGGCGUGGGAGAUGAAGUGACUGUGGUGGCUGGUAUAAUGGUCCUUAUUAUGGCCUUGGUCCUGGCCUGGCUCUCUACGUAUGUUGCAGAUGGUAGCAACCAUCUUCUAGGAACUGUUGUGGCCACUGGAGAUUCAUCAGUGAUCCAUCUGAACCCCAUUGAAAAUUAUGUGGGAAAUUCUGUUUCUGAACAAUCUGAGCCAGAGAAUGCUACAGAAAAUACUGAAGAAAAGGCGGAUGAAGGUUCUGCUUCUGGCACCAGUCCUACACUAGAGCAAGUUGAUAAUGGCAGUGGCUCUGAUGCUGCUUUAGACUGUCUAUUGGACAUUCAGGGUCUGCCACAAAGGACUGUUUCAAUAGAAGGUGUUUCUCAGGAAAGCCAGGGAGUUCCACAAGCAGUAACCAAUAUGGAGGAGAGUGAGCUAAAUCCAGGCUUCAUCAAAGUGCGUCUCAAAUUCCUCAAUGAUACAGAAGAAGUGGCUAUUGUAAAACCAGAAGACACCAUAGGCAUACUGAAGAGCAAAUAUUUCCCAGGCCAGGAAAGUCAGAUGAAAUUUAUCUACCAGGGUCAGCUGCUCCAAGACCAGGCACGGACUCUGCAGUCUCUCAAUAUACUGGACAAUUGUGUAAUCCACUGUCAUCUCUCCCAGACCGUUUCUGCCAUUCCUGACACUGUGGUAACACCAUCAGAAGCUGGGGGUAUUACUUUGAGCAUGAGUGACUUGAUGAUUCCCAUUUUUAUGCUGAUGCUGGCAGUGAUCUGGUAUUUCCGAAUCAACUACCGCCAGUUAUUCACAGCGCCUGCCACCAUUUCGUUGGUUGGAGUGACUGUAUUUUUUAGUUUUCUUGUUUUUGGGAUGUAUGGACGGUGAGCAGAUAGGGGAGAAGAAAAAAUUCAGCUACCUUUUCAACCAAAAUGCUUAUUAUCUGAUAUGCUCACUUGUUAAUAACCAACAGCACAAAGAAAUGCUCUUACCCAGAAUUCUAUACAAAUUGAAAAAAGGCUUUACAAUUGAAAAACAAAACAAAAUCUUAAUUGCUACAUUUUCUGUGGCUGUCUGGAUAUUUUUGAAACCAUUAGUAAAAGAUGAAGAUAUGACACAUGAAGAAUAAGGCAUUAUUAGUUCCUCUGCUUUCCAUUACUUGGUUUUCACUUAAAACACAAUUCUUUUCCAUCUAUGUCUCAAAAAACAAUUUGGCUGGUCACACCAAUGUUUUCUUCAUAUAUCUCAUUCUGCAAAAUGAUUAGAAAGUUAUUGAUGAUUGGUCUGAAAUCCAAUUCCUGUCUUAUAUGCCCUUGGAUGUCUUUUGAAUCCCCCAAUUGAGGAGGAGCAUUUUUAGCUGAACUGUUUGCCUAAUCAAUUUGUUGCUUCUUGGACAAGCAUGGAAGGAAUGAUCUUGAUGUACAUUUCUUUUAUUAAUUCCACUGUGUCCAAUUAUCUAGUGAUAAAGCAAUGACCCAUUGCAGUCCAUGAAUGCCAAUGAGUGGAACAAAUGGAAUAUCUACUGCAGCUCACAUAGAUUAAUAUCUCAAAAUCAGGUAUUUUUGAACUGUGUUUUGAAGAUAUCUGGCUGUAUCUUAACUGGGGACUUACACAUUUAGUCAGUCCCUAUCAGAAAUACGUAUGUAUGUUGAUGGGUAAAGCACAGUGAGUUGAGAUUGCAAGCUGGAUGUCUAUUUGGUGCACCUUGUACUUGCUUGAGAAAAGGUAACAGGUGCACUUAGAGAUUCCUAUCAACUGUUUAGGCAGUUUAUUUACCGUUUGUAGGUAAGAUAUAUGUUGACAUGUGCCUAACCAGUCAAACAGAAGAAAAGUGUGUCUGCUGUCAUCAGUAUUUUUCAAUGUUAUUCAUAUGUAGAUUAGUUUAGUUAUAGUUUUAAACUCCAUUGAUUCUAUUCUCUUUGAAGCAUGAUUGCUUCAAAUUAAUUUUCUUGUAGAUAGGAGUUAAUCAAAGUGUUAAAGUUAGGUUACUGCCAUGGAAUUCACUGCUAUAAUUCCUAGAGUCUGAACGAGAACAGACAAUUACUGAGAGCUGAAGUUUCCAUUGGAAAGAACUGUUAUUUUAAACAUAGGAUUAGAUAUUAAAUUAGCCCCGAAGUUGUAAGCAAGAGGAAUAUUAUGUUUUUAGACAUCAUGGUUACAGAGAAACUCAAGUUAAAUUGCAGACUUAAACAUCCAAUUUAAUUACUGGUGCCAAGCAGAAAUGUCUAAAUGCUGCUCAAAGCUACCCUGUAAUAUUUUCAAUUGCUCUAGCUUCUAAAAUCAAGGCAUUAAGAACAGAUUAACAGAAAUGUUUUUUGAACUGAGGCUUGCUAGAUGUUUUGGAAUGUAUAAGAGUGUGUACAAAGUUCCUUGUCAUUUUUCUAACUUUUCUGGCUACUUCACAACUGCAUUUGUGGGCAUGCACACAGACUUAGCAGUGAAAUAAUUAUGCAUGUACAUGAAUAAGGAGACAACUGGCUGCCUCCAAAGUUGUCUAAAUCAGGAAAAAUGACAUUG